Molecule: messenger RNA, 2208 nt
Organism: Coffea arabica (coffee)
Lineage: Eukaryota; Viridiplantae; Streptophyta; Magnoliopsida; Gentianales; Rubiaceae
Source: RefSeq, a predicted model, not a curated record
AUGGCGGCUUCAAGGCCGAGCAUUGCUAGGGUUUGUGUUGAAAUAGAUUUGUUAAAACAACUUACUCAGAGGGUGUGGAUUGGUAAUGGUGAUCAUGAAGGUUUCUGGCAAGCUUUAAUUCCGGAAAAUAUGCCUAAGUAUUGUUCUCAUUGCUUUAGACAAGGACAUACCCAGGAUUAUUGUCAUGUGCUUCAUCCGGAUUUCAAAUCUGAGAGGCCGUUAAUUUCCAAGAAAAAUGAAGGCAAUUUGGCCUUUCAACCUCCGUCUUCGUCUGUUCUGGGCUCUGUCGGUAAGGGUGAACAACCUGGACAAGGAGUGGAAAAUAACAUCAUUGAUAAGGUGGAUGACUCUAAGAAGGAUAAGGUGGAUGCUGUUGAUAAGGAAGGCAUUUCGGCAGCUCCCAAAGUUACGACUCUUGAUGAAGAAUGUGCUGCUGAUGGAGACUGCCCUAAAAUUUGUAUUGACUUAUCUAAAGAACUUGCUACUGGUGCAUGUUCUGAUAAUCAGCCAAUGGUGCCUCAGCAUGCACUUGAAGAGUUGGGAGACAAAUUUCCAGACAAGCAAACGGAAUAUUUGGAAUUUUUGGCUGGUACAGAUAAUGUUGAGCAACCCUGUCCUGUAGAUGAUCCGAAGCAGAGUUUUGAGCAGCAAGUUUUUGUCCCAACCCGCAUAGAUGAGGGACUGAUUAGUGUUUCGAAGGGGGAAAAAGAGGUGGAUGAAGAUAUACAUGCUCAAGGUGUGGUGGAUGAUUUGCAUAUUACGAGCUCAUCUUUGCAUUUGUCAUUACAAAUUAGUUCCGCAUUAUUUGAGUUGCCUAUCAUCUUCUCAUUUGUUCAUGCCAAGUGCACGGCCCAUGAACGAGUCCAAUUAUGGAAUAGCCUUAUUGUCGACAAACCGAAGCAAUCUGCUUGGUUUAUUGUGGGUGAUUUUAAUGUUAUUGUCUCGGCGGAGGAAAAAAAGGGUGGGAUGCCGUUUAGACCAGAGGAGGGCUGGGAUUUUUUGGACUUCAUGUCUCAGGCUGGGAUUUUUUAUGUGGGGUACUCGGGGUCAAGAUUUACGUGGUGCAAUAAUAGACAUGGCAGGGUGCAUAUAUGGAAGAGAUUAGACAGGUUGCUUAUGAAUCAGAGUGCAUCAAGCUUGGGGUUGAAAUUUAGCGUUCAACAUUUGUGUAGAGACCCCUCGGAUCACGCUCCAUUGCUAUUAUCGGCUGUAACAAAUUUGGACGAUAAGCCUAAGCCAUUUCGUUUUAUGAAUUUUUGGACGUCUAAGCCUGAGUUGUUAGACGUUAUUAAAUGCCAAUGGAACAGGAGAUUUUCAGGCCCACUAUUAAACAUCUUUGCACAAAAGCUUCGGAAAGUAAAGGCAGCAUUACGAAUUUGGUCCCGCAACGUGUUUGGUGAUAUCUUUGAAUCUGUGAAAGUGGCGGAACAACGUGCUUUUAAAGCUGAGUUGAGUUAUGAUGAUGACGCAUCUGAAGCCAAUUUAGUUGAGUUACAUGAAGCACAGGCCCAGCUAAGGCGUUCUCAUGGAGUUGAGCAUAUGUUCUGGCAACAGAAAGCUAGGCUUAAGUGGUUAAAGGAUGGGGAUAGGAAUUCUAAAUAUUUUCAUUCUGUGGUAGCCAAACGCCGAAAUAAUGAGAAUUUGGAGGAGAUUCCAUCCAUAGAAGAAGUUAAGUCGGUGGUUUUUGCUAUGGAUGGUGAGAGUGCUGCUGGCCCGAACAGCUUUUCUGGUAAGUUUUUUACUUGUGCGUGGGAUAUCGUGGUGGAGGAUUUAUAUGCGGCACUGGGUUUGCGUCAAGGAGAUCCCAUCUCGCCGGCUCUUUUGGUUAUAGGGGUUGAAGUAUUAUCUAGGAUGCUGAAUUUGUUGAGUGGUCAGUCAGGUAUUGCCAUCGCUGAUUUGCUGGCAUCUUUGGAAAGCAAGAAAUGUAACAUUGUGGGAAGGGAAGGUGCUGAACGCCAUGCAAACCGGCUAUCUAAGAUUGGGACGGAGUUAGGUUCUAAUAUUGUUUAUGAUUCGUUUUCGCAAUUGCCAAGCUCUGGGACUUUGGUCAUGUUCCCUACGAGGUUUUUUGCCAAACAACGGCAAUACCAGAGUGAGAGCUUAGCUAUGCAGGCAAGAGAAUCUGGAGAUGCUGAUUUUUUGGAGUUAUUGUUGGAAUCCAAUCUCAAUGAGAUCAAACUGCAAAAUUAUAGCAUUGAGCAUUCAUGA